AUGGCACAGUCCGAGUCGUUCGCCAAACUAUGGAAGGACGAACGCUUCCGGGCCAGACUGCAAGCCGUUAUAAUCGACGAAGCACACUGCGUGGACGAGUGGGGCACGGACGACUUCAGGGCGCACUAUCGUCGUCUGAGCGUGCUUCGUCACUAUACAGGUCACGAAAUACCCUUCGUGGCUUGCACUGCGACGUGUUCGACUUCGACGUUCGACGUUCUAUGGGACACUCUCGCUUUCGGGCUUCGCCCGUUCUGGGGCAUCGACGUUGGCGCGGACCGACCGAAUUUGUUGUACAUGACGCGCACGCUUCGA
Fomitopsis serialis is the source of this 315-nucleotide messenger RNA. RefSeq lists its product as uncharacterized. The transcript has a single exon. The annotation marks the transcript as partial. Gene Ontology annotation, cellular component: chromosome; cytoplasm. NCBI's taxonomy places the organism in Eukaryota, Fungi, Basidiomycota, Agaricomycetes, Polyporales, Fomitopsidaceae. Gene Ontology annotation, molecular function: four-way junction helicase activity; ATP binding; 3'-5' DNA helicase activity. The record is from RefSeq and is a predicted model, not a curated record. Gene Ontology annotation, biological process: DNA repair; DNA recombination.